This is a messenger RNA of Egretta garzetta (little egret), 4371 nucleotides long. It is a transcript of the gene TTC19, whose product is annotated as tetratricopeptide repeat domain 19. The transcript is spliced from 7 exons. Gene Ontology annotation, biological process: mitochondrial respiratory chain complex III assembly. Gene Ontology annotation, cellular component: mitochondrial inner membrane. NCBI's taxonomy places the organism in Eukaryota, Metazoa, Chordata, Aves, Pelecaniformes, Ardeidae. The record is from RefSeq and is a predicted model, not a curated record. Bases 69 to 773 code for a protein of 234 amino acids. Gene Ontology annotation, molecular function: protein binding.
GACAAGCAGCUGUGCUGAGGCUGGUCCCCGCAGCUUUGGGGAGCUUCAGAGCUUUCUGUCUCUUCCAGAUGGCAAAUGUGGCCUUCAUGCGGGGACAGCUGGACAAUGCAGAAAAGCUCUACAAAGCAAGUAUGAGCUAUUUGCUUGCAGGGGAUGCAAAGGAGGAUGACAAUGCAGUUCUUGAGAUGUCCCUCAAGCUGGCCAGUAUCUAUGCUGCUCAGAAACAGCACAAAUUAGCCCUGGCUGGCUAUGAGUUCUGCAUCCUGACCUUAGAAGAGAAGAUUGCCAAGCAAAAGGACUUGCCUGAGGAUGUCUUACCAGCUGAAGAAAAGGCCAACACCCGUCUCUUGCUUGGGAUGAGCCUAGACUCCUAUGCUCGCUAUCUCCUAAAUAUUAACCAGCUCCCAGUAGCCCAAAAAAUGUAUGAGAAGGCUCUGCAGAUAUCAAAUGAUGUUCAGGGAGAGACUCAUCCACAGACUGUGGUCCUGAUGAAUGACUUAGCAACUGUAUUGGAUGCUCAGGGGCACUAUGAUGAGGCAUAUUCCUACGUGAAGAGGGCAGCUGAGCUAGCAAAGGAGACUCAACACCCUGAGGAGCACAUGGUGCUGAACAACCUGGCAGCAAUUCUGAUGCACAAAGAAGACUUUCUGCAAGCAAAACAAGUGUACAAAGAAGCUCUCAAGCAGGCACAACAGAAGGGAGAUGUUGCUUCUGCCCAGCAUAUCGAGGAAGAACUAGCUGAGCUGGCCAAGAGGAGAAAGGGCUCCAAAUGAGUUUGGCCACAGAGUCCAACCGUGAGGUGGCUGACGGCAGCAAGGGCUGGUCAGUACAAGCAGCCCGGGACCAGUAUGGUGCAGUUCUCCAGGGGAACAGCAAUGAGGAGUUUAAGGACGGCUUAACAAGAAGGGCUGCUAUUGCUUAACAACUUAGCCCAAAAUAAAGUUGUGAAACCUUAACUAUGUAAAUCUGUGGUGUAGUCUAUGGUUAGAGUCACCUACUGUGCUAGAGAUUUAAGUUUGUCUUGUCUGCCAGCAAAGUGCAAGUCUAGCCUGGUGUUAAUACUUGCAGUUGAGUCAGGGAGUGUAUUUGUGUCAGUGCUACAGUUCAGUACAUAUUAACUUUAACAGAGCAUUUCCCAGACUAUAACCAUACUAUGACAGAGCUGUAGGUCCAUGUCCUUUUCAAACAGGUUGCCUGAAGAUCAAGUGUUUUUCUUCAAAGCAUUUACCAUCCAAAGAUAGAACGUGCCCUCUCAGAGGAGGGGUGAAACUGUGUUACCCAAGCAGAGCUGCUGUCAGAAAUAAAACACUUGGCUGCCUUACUCCAGCCAAGAGCACACUAAGUGCCAAAGCUGUCCUCCUUUCUUGGGUAGGUCAGUGCUAGAAUGCUGAGGCUUCCUCUUGGAAAAGAUAGUAUGUACAUACCAUUGGGUGUGCAAGGUCCCUGCCUUCAUGUGAAUCUAGUGUGAACAGCCUGCUUAUACAACAGAAUUCUUCCAUUCUGUCCUGCAGGGAACCCUAAUGUUAAAGACAAAGGAGAGUUAAUCCUGAAGUUAAGUCCAUAUUUAGCUAGGAUAGUAGAACUAACUGUAAUUUUGUCACUAACCAAGCAUUAUUUUAACUUCUCAUUUGUAAGAACUUCAGCUGUUUAGUAUAUUAGUUUACUUAAAGUAGCAUUAGUGGCUUCAACUCUGCUUAACUUUGAGCUAAGAGGAGGCAUGCAGGUUUUCUAGAGUAGAUGUUCACUGAAGCUGGAAAAACUCAAGUCAUGUAUAAAGCUUUGUUCUCAGCAAGCUAGGAAGUAAAAAUAUGGCUGUUACAGGCACACUUGUACUAUCAGAAAGGCUCUAACACCUUAGAGCCAAUCUUUAGAGUUCUGGUUUUUGUUUAAGUGGCAGAGACCUUAGCUGCUCCAGCAAUGUUAACUAGGAACCCUGCAGCACCCCCUGAGGGAAGUGUUUUGCCUGUUCUCAGGCUCUUGAUGCUGCAAAACAAGAGGGAGACACAGGAAAAGCAAAUGGAGAACUGAUCCCCUUUAUUGAUUGGUCUGAAUCCAGAAGUCACUGUCUACUGAAGACAUUGUGUGAAAAAAAGAAAAGUUGAGUUUUAUGAUGCAUGGGUUUUUCAAGUCUUAAAUGAUUUCAUAUCAGAAUCACGAAACAUGUCAAGAUGAAAGCAUUGUGAAAGCGCUGAUCAGAAAUCAGUUAAAAAGUUGUAGUAAACUAUACUUUGUAAACAUGAUUUACAAACACCUUCCUGUUUGAAACAGGUCAGAUGUAAUUCCAUACUUGAAGAUUACUGGAAAUGUGGUAAACCCUAACUUAGGCUCUGGAGAGGUUUUUUUUACACUGGAGAAGUUAGAACUCUGAUAACAAACAAAAAAGCAGCAACAUUUUAUGUGCAAAUGCCACUCAAGCUGUAUCUUAGGAGAAAGUGACUAUCCUACUUUGGAUAUCCUGCUGCUGCAGCAGCAAUAACAUGAAGCUUUGCAAUGAACAUGCUAUACUUACUGUACAGUUAGCAAAGACAUUUGUCUGUACAUGCCUCUUUCACGUUGUAUUUGUUACACUAAGAAAGUGAGAACAACUGAGUUUUAGAAUGGAACGUAACACUCCACUCCAAAUUUAAAUCUACAAAAAGGGGCAAAUCCACUUGUUGUCCAGUAUAUGUUGCUGUGGGAACAAAAAAGUUAAAAUAAGAGUACAGGUCUACAAACAGGAUGAAAAAUUCACUACUUUACCCUUCUGUCUUAAAAGAUGGGAGGGUCAGAAAAAAAUCUUUCUUAGCGAAAGACUGCAAGGAGAUUUAAGACUGCCAACUGAUCUACCCCGAUGCAGUGUUUAAAAACAGUAGCAAAAUAAUUCUGUAUUUGCAAUGCAGCGUCAAGUUUCCAAAUGAGUUCCUUUGGGAUUUUUCUUUUCCACACUUAGGGCAAAAAGGCUUUCCUCUAAAGUACUCAAAUUUGCUAUCGAUAAAUAGUUCUGUACUUCUUCCUGUUUGUAACUGGACCAUUACAGUCCUGCUGUAAGAUGUAGAGCUUACAUGGCUUAAGGUUAACACAGCUACAUUAUACCUUCCAUACAACGUAUUGCAAAUACAGUGUUAAAUUAAAAAUAUUUUGACUGGAAAAUACCUUCAAGGCAAAGGCUCUGUUCAUCAAUGAGAUGCAAAAGCAGUUUGGAAUCUGACAGACCAUGCCACCCCCCAACUCAGUGCUAUCUGUAAAUCAGUCCUCCUACCCCAGAAGAUUUAAAUCUACUUCCUGAGGUCAGUGCAGCAAAAAAAUAAGAUGCUUUUGAAGAUGGAUGUCAGGACGCCCUAUGAUACCAAUAACCAGAUGUAUGUAUACAUGAGCUACAAGCAUAUCAUAGCAGGCAUUGAUAGAUGAAUGAUUAAGGAGACUCUCCUAGUACCAUAUACAAUUUAAAAAAAAAAAAAAAAAAAAGGUCACCCUAACAAGUAUUGCACACUUUAGGAGUUAAGCCAAGCAUUUGUAAGAACUUCCACCAAAAGCUUGCUUACAGGGCUAGGGAUUGGGAUAGGGAUGCAGACUUAAAAAUAAUUAUUACAUAAGGAUUUUAAAAUCAGACUGGAGGAAGGUAAAAAUCACAGUACCUAUUUCAAACUGGGUGUAACAGAAGCCAAGUACUUGACUCGUGUGUUGCUCAAUUAUUCUAUAAAAGCAUUUUGUUUUAUUUAAACUUGGGGUGUAGAGUUUUUCUUCUUAAAGGAUUUCUCAACCCACCCAGAGCCUCUGUUCAGAUAAGUCAUUUGCUGUGGUUAAAUAUGACAGAGAAAUUUAGUAGCCUGUUUUGACUGCAUACAAUGCAGAAACAGAAAACACUAAGAUAGGCUUUUGGGGCACAGUUAAAAUUCCCAGUGUGCAUAACAGUGAGGUAUGCCUCCAGAAGCUUUUUUUUUUUUGUUUUGUUUUUUUCCUUUUAAAAAUGAACCAUAACAUACCCAUGCAAUAAUAUUUCUGCAGUGUUGCUAAAUAAAACCAACUGCACCAAAAAUUUACAAUGUGGCAGAAUUUAAAAUUCAAAGAAAUAUAUCAUCUUAUUCCAGCGAACCGGACUAUGUUAAUGUACAGAAUUCAUUAAGGGGUCAGUCUUAAAAAUCAACAUUUUCACAAGAGCUUGAACACCACCGAGAAAGUGUGUCUAGGGAAAAAAUUAUAUAAAAGCACAAUGCCUGCAAGAAGUGGCACGGCAUUAAAUGGGCAAUGACGCUAGGCUGGUUGGGAGGCUAGGGUUAUGGUUAGGCUAGGCUGGUAGGGAGGCUAGGGUUAUGAAGAGUACUCUACACUGGAGAAAAUGCUUAAAAAAAAAAAAAAAUUACAAAAUGACCCCCAAAGUUUAGGCAAUGAUUU